Messenger RNA from Micropterus salmoides (largemouth bass), 874 nucleotides. Its product is annotated as isoaspartyl peptidase/L-asparaginase-like. The record is from RefSeq and is a predicted model, not a curated record. The transcript is spliced from 5 exons. The coding region runs from base 117 to 770 and encodes 217 amino acids. Gene Ontology annotation, molecular function: asparaginase activity. NCBI's taxonomy places the organism in Eukaryota, Metazoa, Chordata, Actinopteri, Centrarchiformes, Centrarchidae.
UCCCGGAAGUGUUGGGGCUUUGUCGUAAGGUUUUCAAGCCAAAAUAUAAAAGCGGAUUACGUCAGCGUCCAGUCGUCCAGUUGCGUGCAGAUCGGUCGACCCUCACGGUGAUUGACAUGUUGCCAGUGCUGGUGGUCCACGGAGGGGCGGGUCAUAUCCCAAAGGAGCGGUCAGAGAAGUCCACUUCGGGGGUGUGCUCAGCAGCCCGAGCAGGGUAUGUUAUACUCCAGGGAGGGGGCAGCAGCAUGGACGCUGUGGUAGAGGCUGUGACCCAGCUGGAGAAUAACCCCGCCUUUAAUGCAGGGUGUGGGUCAGUGCUGAACAUCAAAGGAGAGGUGGAGAUGGAUGCCAUCGUGAUGGAUGGGAAAACACUGGGUAGUGGUGCCGUGUCUGCCGUACGCAACAUAGCCAACCCUAUCCAGCUAGCAAGACUGGUUAUGGACAAGACGACUCAUGCAUGUCUGACAGCAGAGGGUGCCAGUCAGUUCGCCCGUGCCAUGGGUGUCCCUGAGGUACCCCAAGAGUCCCUGAUCACUGAGUACUCUCGCAUGCGCUGGAAGAAGAACCUGGCACCUGACGCCAACCCUGUGGAGUGCCAUAUGGGAAAGAUGGGCACCGUUGGAGCAGUGGCAGUGGAUAGUGAAGGCAACAUAGCCUGUGCGACCUCCACUGGUGGGAUGCUGAACAAGAUGGAGGGACGGGUGGGUGACACACCGUGCAUAGGUCAGUCAUCACACAUAAAGUUUAUAGAAUUAUAUGCCUUUUUAUAAAGUUUUGUUCAGUAGAAAACCAGUUGACUCUAGAAAAUGCAUUUAUAGCAGAAAAUGUGUGUGAAUGCUGACUGCUGAAAUAAAUUUCAAAGCACUGCCUAAAA